AUGGCACGAGUGCUGAAGGUGGCGGCAGCGAGCGCCGCAGGCCUUUUCCCCAGACUUUGGACUCCAGUUUCAACAGUAAGAACUUGCCCGUCGCUGUCCUCACAUCCAGGGGCUGGCCCUGUAUGGAACCUGGGUCGACUCAACCAUGUUGCAAUCGCAGUGCCAGACUUGGAAAAGGCCAGAGCAUUUUAUAAAAAUGUUCUGGGGGCCGAGGUGGGUGAGCCGGUCCCUCUUCCAGAGCAUGGAGUGUCCGUCGUUUUUGUCAACCUGGGAAACACCAAGAUGGAGCUGCUGCACCCACUGGGAAGUGACAGUCCAAUUGCAGGAUUCCUAAAGAAAAACAAGGCUGGAGGGAUGCACCAUGUCUGCAUUGAGGUGGAUAAUAUAAAUGUGGCUGUGAUGGAUUUGAAAGAAAAAAAGAUUCGUAUUUUAAGUGAAGAGCCCAAAAUAGGAGCACAUGGAAAACCAGUGAUCUUUCUCCAUCCUAGUGACUGUGGUGGAGUCCUUGUGGAAUUGGAGCAAGCCUGA
Rangifer tarandus platyrhynchus (Svalbard reindeer) is the source of this 528-nucleotide messenger RNA. The record is from the annotation of a GenBank genome assembly. NCBI's taxonomy places the organism in Eukaryota, Metazoa, Chordata, Mammalia, Artiodactyla, Cervidae.